GGUAGUUGUGGCAAAUGAAUAUACUAUUGAAGCAUUUUCUUGCACGGCAGCCGUUGGUUUAAACCUACUCAUUUGGCUUAUUGAUAUGUGGAUUCGUAAAUUUCCCUUCAAACCUUCAAUUCUGACAUUAUUUUAAGUUGCUGUAUUAGCAAGAAGUCUUCUGUGUAAUAUUUCGUGAAAUAUCUAACCAGAGAAUCAUUAUCAGAAUGGACGACGACAUUGCCUCCCUUAUAAUAGACAACGGCUCGGGAAUGACCCAAGCCGGGUUCGGCGGAGAUGACUUCCCAAGGGCCGUGUUUCCCUCCAUUGUGGGGAGACCUAGACGUCGCAGCCGAACAACAGACAAAUGGGAAGGCAUCUUCAUCGGCAGCGACAUUCUAGCCAAGAGAGCUGACCUGACCCUGGAUUAUCCCAUCGAGCACGGUAUCGUCACUAAUUGGGACGACAUGGUGAAGAUCUGGGAUCACACCUUCGCUAGAGAGCUGCGUGUGGAUCCAGAGGAGCACCCCGUGCUGCUGACUGAGGCCCCCUUGAACCCCAAGGCCAACAGGGAAAAGGCAACAGAGAUAAUGUUUGAGAAAUUCCACGCCCCUGCCUUGUAUGUGGCCAACCAGGCGGUGCUUUCGCUCUACUCCUUGGAGUCCGAGCGCUCCCUCACCGGUACCGUCUUGCAGUCCGGUGAGGGAGUGACGUACUCCGUGCCCGUCUACGAGGGCAGCGCCCUGUCUCACGCCAUCCUCCGUCUCGACAUGGCCGGUCGUGACUUGACUGACUACCUGAUGAAGCUGCUGACUGAGCAGGGCUACACUUUCACUACGCCUGAUGAUCGUGAAGCUGUCCGAGACAUCAAAGAGACGCUCUGCUACGUUGCCCGUGACUUCGACGAUACGGUAAAGAAAGCAGCCGCAGGCUCCUCCCUGGAGAGGAGCUACAAGCUCCCUGACGGACAGCUCAUCACCCUCAGCGAUGCACGCAUCCGUGUCCCGGAAGCCCUCUUCAAGCCAUCUUUCCUUGGAACGCAAGGCCCCGGGAUCCACGAAAUGACGAACGACAGCAUCCAGAAGUGCGACGAGGAAAUCCGGAGUGAUCUGUACGCCAACGUCGUUCUGGCGGGUGGCUCCACCAUGUUCCCUGGCAUUGCUGACCGAAUGCAGAAGGAGGUGACGGCCCUGGCCCCGCCCACCAUGAAGAUCAAGAUCAUCGCUCCCCCAGAGAGGAAGUACUCCGCGUGGAUCGGUGGCUCCAUCCUUGCCUCUCUGUCCACCUUCCCGAAGAUGUGGACGAGCAAGCAGGAGUACGAAGAGUAUGGCCCAAGCAUCAUGCAGCGCAAGUAAAGUGCCUUUACAAGAAAAGAGCAAGACCAAUUUCCAUUUAGUUUUCGGAGAGCGGAGAUCUUUAAAUUAAUACGUUAAGAACAUUGUUGUAAGGUAUAAUAUUAGGGAGUUAAAUAAUAUGCUAUACAGAUUGAUUGACGGUAUAAUUGGAUUUGAAUAACGGUUUGCAGCACACAAAGUAAUACUCUUAAAUAUUUGUUUACUUUCACUAGAAAUCAUUCUUUUUUGACAGGGCAUUUAGUUUACGGUUAAUGAAUAUCGUCGUCAAAAUAAUUAUUUCUCGUGAGCUGUUGACUUAAAAACUUACAGUGAAUGGAUAUUUGGUCAGAAGACAGUCGGUGGAACUAUGUUGUUUUAAGAGUGAAACAAACACGAAGGAAUUGCUUCCGAACCUCUUUAGGCGAUUUUGGUUUGGUUUGGUUUGUUUUGUUUUUUGGGGGGUCGUUUUAAAAAAGAUAG
Patiria miniata (bat star) is the source of this 1793-nucleotide messenger RNA. Its product is annotated as actin-like. Bases 207 to 1334 code for a protein of 375 amino acids. Lineage: Eukaryota; Metazoa; Echinodermata; Asteroidea; Valvatida; Asterinidae. The transcript is spliced from 5 exons. The record is from RefSeq and is a predicted model, not a curated record.